AUGACGAUCAGGCCUGCACAUGAAGCGCUGCACCAGUACGCUCUGGUCAAGCUGGAGCCCUGUGGAGACUGGGAACGUCAGGCAUGGUCCUGCAGCAAGAAAGGACACUUGACUUUGCAGAUCUUGGGCUUCCACCUUGGCACCAAGGAGGGAGGCCACAAGGUCUUUGUCUCCAGGGAGAAGGACAAGUUCAGCAGGUGGAAGACGCUGGCAGAUGAAACUAUCUGUGCUGCUGCCCGGACAGCAGCUCAGAGGCCCAGCAAACCAACACAACAAGCUCUAGACACAUGUGUGUGGAUCUAUGAAACUAAAACCAUUGAUUCAUCAAAGAUUGAUGCUGUGGACAGAGAGUCUUCUGUGAGCUUGACUGACCCCCCUCUGGCUAACAAGUUCAACAGCACAGUGUCUCCUGCAAAGACCAAACAGGCACAUUUUCCAGCAAAUGAGGAUCCAUCCCACAAUCAAUCCAAGAAACAUGGAAAUCGGGGGAAAAACACUGGGGCCAGGCUUGCAGGCACGAACUGGAAGACAGCCAUGCUGGUCCUCAGCCCCUUGGCAUUCAUACUGGGAUUAAUAAUACUGACACUCAAUGUUCACUACAACAAGAAGAAGAAAAUCCUCUCUGCUCUGAAGAGCCCUCCAGACAACAGCAGCAGAGUUGAUUUACGGGAGCCGACCCCCUUGCGAAGAGGCCCCCAGCCAUACCUUCCACCAUCCCGCUCCCCUUCCCUGAGGCAUGGAGAGAUCCUUAUUGAGUGGAAAGACGGGACUGUCACUCCUCUUUUUGAUAACAUCAAUUACCAAGUGGACUAGUUCCAAAAUGACAGAGCUUUUGUUCCAUCCCGUGUCACUGUUCCCACCAGGAAGACUGCCACCACAGGUGAUCUCCUCCCUACCCUUGCUGUUUUGACAGGAAGCACAGUUUGGAGGUUUUUUUUAAACACUUGAGUACAAUCUCCUUGCACAGGACAAAGCUGAAGCAGAGUAGAUUGUUUGGUUUGUAUAGCACAUGCUGCUUAGUAAUUUCAGAGCUGCUUUAACCCAUAACAAAUCCCAGGUUUCCCUAUGUGAAGCUGGGACUUCUGCCAGCUGGAACUGCCCACUGAAUAGAGUUACUGAGCAUAUGAAAAAGUGAAUCUUUGAAGACAAGGCAAAAGGUAAAAAACAGAAAUCCUGAUGAUCCUUAAAUUCUUUUUAAGAUAAAACUAGCUGCCAAUAGACACAGAAGGCAAUCAGUUACAUUGUCAGUGUAGGAAUGUAAUUAAUAAGCACUGCCUCCUAUAAAUCUCUUCUAGGUAUAUGCCAAAAUAUUCAUUCCCCAGUAAGUUGUCAAUUAAGUAACAGCAAGUCAUUUUUCUAACUUAAAAUGUAGCACUCCACUGUCCUCUCUGCAUCACUGCAAGAGCCCUGCUGAGAGAGUAUGUGUCUCAAAACUUUUCCAUAUUUAGGAUGUACUAAACCUUAUAAUAACACACAUCCUCUUUUAUUAUAUAGACUGGCAAGAAAUGUCGGUCAUGCUUAUUGGGGAUAUUGCAUAUAGAGCCACUUUAUUCCAGCUUCAGUCUCUGAUUUCUUG
Molecule: messenger RNA, 1576 nt
Organism: Vidua macroura (Pin-tailed whydah)
Lineage: Eukaryota; Metazoa; Chordata; Aves; Passeriformes; Viduidae
Exons: 6
Coding region: 1-813 (270 amino acids)
Source: RefSeq, a predicted model, not a curated record